AGGGACAAGGAUCGGCCAUGAUGCUCGGUACCUGGGAUAUCGUCCUCAUCCUUGAGUCCAAGUGCAUCUUUGUCGCUAUCUUUGAACAGGGCCCUUAUGGUAUAAACAGCAAUUGUUGCACCAUACAAAGUCGUUGGUGUGUCUGACACAGCAUCAUAAGUCUGAGCUGUCUGCAGAUAGCUGUUGUUGUCUCAUCGUCCCGAUUCUCACUAGUAUCAACGCGCAAUGAUACGGUGGUCCAUCCAUGAGGGCAUGUGCCUGGGCUGUAAACCCCUGUAAGGCCUUUAUCGAACAUGGCAUCGGGAUAGCAAGACAAUGACCUCGCUCCAGCAAUUGGCUGCAAAUCAAGCAUUGCUGCGAGGCCAUCAGAACCCGACCUUGGUACCUUGUUUGCAUCAAAAGUCCAUGUGCAAUCAACAGGCCCGGUCCAAGGUGUGGUCAUCGGUGGAAAUAUCCCGUCAUCGUCUAGGUCGUCUUCAUUGGUAGGCUUAGGAGCGAUCACAAGUGUUGUCGGAGCAGGCGUUGGGUCGGAUAGAGAGAUGGUUGAUGAUGGCUCGGCGGAAGCUAUUGACGAUAACCCAGAUGAUGUGGACUCAUCAUCCUCGAUCGAAGAAGACAUAGUUUUGGUGACCGCAAGGAGUUGCAGUUAAUUGCAAACAACUUUAAGCUUAUAUGCCAGGCCGAUCCGACUACAAGCCGCACCACGAGUGCUCUGCUUGCCGUCAACUCGGCGUAUCAAUGACGAUCGUCACACUUGUCCAUCCGGCAAUGCGACCAAUAGUUUGCGUUCUCGUUGGAUAGUAAGGGCGCGUGAAAGAUUCGCUGGGCAGGCAAUCUGCAGUGUGGGGUUUCAGGCAGACUUGGCUAUAUCUCAGCUGCAGACAAGAAGACGCGCGUGAAGAAUAUUGAGGACAGCGUCUGUAGCAAUGUCGAAGGCCAUCCGGGCGUAGAUAUUACAGAGGAGCGAACCGAUGGGGAUAGAUAUAUAACACAGACGAGCAAGACAAGAAAUGGUGACAAAUGAAUAAAAGGAAAGGAAAGGUUCGUACCCAAGAAACGACAAGAACCAGCCAAGCAAAGCAAAGCAGACAGCAGACAAGUCCAUAGCAUGCCUGCCGAGCAGCACCAGCGAGAAGACGGGCACAGUAGCGUUGGUGUUCCCCCUUCUGAGGCCUUUGAAGGCUUGGCGAAAUCUUAUCACGGGUGGGUGCCGAGAAACGCCAAGGCCUGGAUUGCACCGAAACACGUCCACGUUGACCGCUUGGGCUCGUCCAGUCUAAGCCGAGCCUUUUGGCCCCAGUGCCACGGUCUUGGCUGA
Fusarium verticillioides 7600 is the source of this 1318-nucleotide messenger RNA. RefSeq lists its product as hypothetical. The record is from RefSeq and is a predicted model, not a curated record. The coding region runs from base 1109 to 1318 and encodes 69 amino acids. NCBI's taxonomy places the organism in Eukaryota, Fungi, Ascomycota, Sordariomycetes, Hypocreales, Nectriaceae. The transcript has 3 exons.